This is a messenger RNA of Entrophospora sp. SA101, 759 nucleotides long. NCBI's taxonomy places the organism in Eukaryota, Fungi, Glomeromycota, Glomeromycetes, Entrophosporales, Entrophosporaceae. The record is from the annotation of a GenBank genome assembly.
AUGAAUCAUCAACAUAAAGUAUUAUUAUUAUAUAAAAAAAUUUUAAAAGAAUCCUCACAAUUUUUUGAUGAACAAGCAAAUCCUGAACCUAAACCAUUUAUUUCAUCAGUUCCACGUACAGCACCCCCACGUAUCUCACCACCAUUAGAAGCUUUAUUAAAUUCACAAGUUAAAUCUUUAUAUCCACCUUUACCACAACCAAAACAUAAACCAUUGCAUCCACGUAGAAAAGCAAAUAUUUUAUGGUGGCAUCAUUCUAGAAUUAUGAAGAAUGUUUCACCACCAGUUAGUCAAGAUGUUUUAAAUGAACUAGAAUUAAAAGCUGGAAAAAACAAAUUAACACAAUAUGGUUUAUCUAAAGUAAACAAAGAUGCAAUAUUAAAAUCAACAGAAAAAGAUGAUCAAUUAAAAUUACCUCCAAGUUUUGAAUUUAUCAGAGAAAGAUCACCAUCAAAAAGAUUUAAAGAUCCACCAUACCAUACAGCUAAACCACACAGACCCAGACCAAGAUUUAUAAGAAGAAUUUAUCAAAGACUUUUAAGCAAUAUACCCAUUUUAACUUUGAAGGAAUCUGCAGAACCAAAUUCAGAUGAUGACCAAAAGGAAAAUUAUGGUUCAUCUCUUAAAGCAAAAGAUUUUAUUGUCACAAAAUCGGUUUGGGCUAAUGGGAGACCAAAACCUUUAAUAAAUGAUAAAGAUUGGCAAGGAUUAGAUCCAGAAGAAAUUACAAAAAAUUUAAAAGGAAAAAGGAAGAAUUGA